Molecule: messenger RNA, 2150 nt
Organism: Dalotia coriaria
Lineage: Eukaryota; Metazoa; Arthropoda; Insecta; Coleoptera; Staphylinidae
Gene: DCP2
Product: decapping protein 2
Exons: 3
Coding region: 203-1228 (341 amino acids)
Biological process (GO): deadenylation-dependent decapping of nuclear-transcribed mRNA; nuclear-transcribed mRNA catabolic process, nonsense-mediated decay
Cellular component (GO): cytoplasm; P-body
Molecular function (GO): 5'-(N(7)-methylguanosine 5'-triphospho)-[mRNA] hydrolase activity; RNA binding; manganese ion binding
Source: RefSeq, a predicted model, not a curated record
UAGUAGAAUUUCCAACACGCACAUUCACGAAUUAAUUCACGAUACAAAUGUCGGCCAUGAAGGACGAGGAACAAAGCGCAACGCAAAAACGAUUUCUUCUAGAACGGUGUACGUAGUACGGAAAGUGAGGCUGUGAUCGUUUUUAGCAAGUUAAACAUAACGUGUAACUCGUUCCUAAACUAAGCGGGCAGAAAAGGAAAUAAUGGAGUCAGCGCAGCAGACCGUCGCGGAGCUCAAGACUGUCGAGCACUCAAUUCCGCUCGACAUCUUAAGCGAUCUUUUAUCACGUUUUAUAAUUAACGUGCCCGCAGCGGCAACAGAAAACCACAUCAGGCUCUGCUUUCAAAUCGAACUUGCCUAUUGGUAUUAUUUGGAUUUUUAUGUCAGUAAUGAUGCAAAAUUGAAAGGUUGUACAUUUAAGGAGUUUGCAUCUCAUGUAUUUAAACACCUGCCAGAUUUGGAAGUACACUACAGUAGAUUGCAAGAAAUAUUGGACGAAUGGCGCGACUACAAGCAAACAGUGCCAACAUAUGGGGCAAUUCUUCUUUGCGAAGGCAACACGCACGUCCUGCUCGUCCAAAGCUACUGGGCCAAGUCCUCCUGGGGCUUUCCCAAAGGCAAAGUAAAUGAGGAUGAAGAUCCAGCGCAUUGCGCGAUUCGUGAGGUAUAUGAAGAGACGGGUUUUGAUAUUGCCAGUUAUGUUGAUCCAGAGAGCUACCUCGAGUCGGUAAUCAACGAACAAUUAGUGCGUCUGUACGUCAUUCAGGGUAUUUCGCGCGAUACGAAGUUCCAGCCACGCACGCGUUUUGAGAUCAAGGCGUGUGAAUGGUUUGCCAUCGCCGACUUACCCAACAACAAGAAAGAUCUCACGCCCAAGCUGAAAAUUGGUGUGAGCGCGAACGCGUUUUUUAUGGUUUUACCAUUUGUAAAACGUAUUAAGGCAAUAUCGGCGGGGUCUUCCAACCUCAAAGGUAAGCGCCAACGCCAUAAGUCGUCCAGUCUCAGCGAGGGCGAAGCUGUCAGUUUUAACAAAUCGCACAAUCCACAACUGACACAGUCGCAGCCAGCUGCCAACGGUGGUGGUAACAACAAACCGCCAAGCGCGAAGAAGCGCGAGAAAAAGCAGUCGAAGCGGCAACUCUUCAAUCAUCCGCAGGAAGAGUUCAGCGCGCCAUCUUGGCUGAACUUUAAAUUCAACAAGGCCGAGAUUAUGGAGUGCAUUCAAUAGGCGCCCAUACCUCCAUUUUCAUGGCGUCGAACCAAAAUUAAACCAAAAGUACGUAAAUGGUGCUCAAAAAACGAAUAAUAUAUUACAGCAAGGCAACGUGACGAAUCUUAAAUGAUGGUAUAAAUAACAGUCCGAAUCAACGGCGUUCAAAUGCAGGGUUAUUUUGAGUAUUUAUAAAAAAACAAAUAAUCCAUUUGCGCCGGCGGACUAGCAGGAAUGAUGCAGUUGAGUGCAAUCGAUCGAAACCACGUUUUUUGAGUUACAUUAUCUUUCUAUACCUAGUGUUUCUCACUAAUGACGUUCAAACAAAUAAUUUCUGCCAGUACUUCACUUAAUCAUUUACUUUUCAUUAGUUUCGUUUGUUUGAAACACUCGGUAUACAUCUAAAGCACCGCUAAUUCUUCUCAAUUCUUAAAAAUAUUUUAUCUAGCAAACAAAAUUGUGAUAAUGCGCUUUUAUUUCUAAAUUGUGUUUAUUCGAAUUCGAAUAUUGAUCUGGUACUUAACGAUUUACGUUUCGACCGUAUUAUUUUCUUACUUUUUACAAAAGUGCGAAACAUUUUAUGAAAUUGACUAAAUCGUAGAAUGACCUAUUACUUUUUUUCUUUUUCAUCAAUUGUAUUGACAAAUUUAGCUUUGUUGAUGAAACGCAUGCUAUUUUUUUUGUUUCACUCCAAAAUGAUGUGUGGCGAUAUUUAUUCGGUGUGUAAUUUUUAAAUAAGUGACAAUUGAAUGUUUAUGACGCCACGAGCACCAGAAUUGUGUGCCACGAUUUGUUUCCAGAAAGCGGCCUAACGUAUUUUCUCUUUAUUUUCGAAAGCAUGCAUUCACAAUGGCCGCUCUGUCAUGAAUUUUUGUGUUUAGUUCCAAAACGAGAAGAAAACAUUAUCAAGACAAGAACCAAUAAAAAAAUCAGGUGCAAA